Acaromyces ingoldii is the source of this 900-nucleotide messenger RNA. Its product is annotated as 5-formyltetrahydrofolate cyclo-ligase. NCBI's taxonomy places the organism in Eukaryota, Fungi, Basidiomycota, Exobasidiomycetes, Exobasidiales, Cryptobasidiaceae. The transcript is spliced from 2 exons. Gene Ontology annotation, cellular component: mitochondrion. The coding region runs from base 41 to 799 and encodes 252 amino acids. Gene Ontology annotation, biological process: folic acid-containing compound biosynthetic process; tetrahydrofolate interconversion. The record is from RefSeq and is a predicted model, not a curated record. Gene Ontology annotation, molecular function: 5-formyltetrahydrofolate cyclo-ligase activity.
UUCUUACUUUCUUUCCCCCACUGCCUUGUCCCAUCCCCCCAUGACCAACACCGACGCCGACGACUAUAUCGGCAGCGCUCGCACCAUGUCCUCCUCGGCCGCCGCCGGCACCGCAGCCCCUUCGAUUCGGCUCCUGAAGCGGCAGCUGCGCCGACAAAUGUCGUCGACACUCGCCUCUGUCGCGCCAGCCUCGCUCGCCGCGCAGUCCGCGCAAGUCGCCGCACGCAUCCUCGCCUCGCCGACGUAUACCCGCGCUCAGCGGGUCUGCGUCUAUGUGAACACGGACACGUCCGAGGUACGCACCGAUGACAUCUGCCGGUCUGUGCUGCUGCAACAAAAGGAGCUGUAUGUGCCCCGCUUUGCGACCGAAGCCGGCGUCAAGGGCGCCUUUGAGAACGACAUGAAGAUGCUCCGGAUACGCGACUGGGCCGACUUUGAGAUUAUGGUCCGCAACCGGUGGGGGAUUAGGGAACCAGAGAUUGACGGGCGGCAAGACGCGCUCGAUGAAUCAACGGGCGGGCAAGGGCUCGACCUCAUCCUGGCACCUGGCGUUGCCUUCGACGUUCAAGGUGGCCGAUUAGGUCACGGCAAGGGCUACUACGAUCGCUACCUUGCUCGUGCCGAUGCGUUCGCGCGAGAAACAGGCGCACAGCUUCCCACCUCGGUCGCAUUGAGCCUCGAGGAGCAGAUACUUCCGCCUGAUCAGAGGGUGCCGGCAGAUGAAGACGACCGCACGCUAGAUGCCAUUGUCCAUCCUGGCGGCGUCUUCCAUACGACUCGACGAUGGCAAGAGGGGUGAGAGAGUCAUUGGAAAACAGCGUCACUUUGGUAGAGCGUCAUUGUAGCAGAAAUAAGGAUGUUUAUGUGAGAGCUAUGAAAAAAGAGUGAUGCCGAAGGUAC